This is a messenger RNA of Macrobrachium nipponense, 558 nucleotides long. RefSeq lists its product as uncharacterized. The record is from RefSeq and is a predicted model, not a curated record. The transcript is spliced from 2 exons. Lineage: Eukaryota; Metazoa; Arthropoda; Malacostraca; Decapoda; Palaemonidae. Bases 1 to 558 code for a protein of 185 amino acids.
AUGGAACAAAGGGUUCCUUCAUCUUCCAUCUUCCAGGAGCAGAAGGAGAGACCUACGUCUUUCAAUACCAUAACCGCAACACCAACCCCACCCCUUCCUCCCACCCCUAAGUGUCCCUUCAUUCCCAUAAUGCCUAACACCCCAUCCCCAGGGACCCUUCCUCCCCCAAGUGCCAUGACCGGGACCCCUGCCCCCAACCCCAGGGUCCCUUCAUCUCCCAAGAGAUGGAGAGACUUCUGCCUUUACAACACCAUACUUCCUACCAAAUCCCCUCUCCUCCCUCGCCCCGCUUCAGCUUCUCCCCCCCCCCCCUCGCCCCGACACCCCCAAGGACCCCAUCAUCUCACAGAAGCACCAGCAUCAGCAUCAGCAGCAGCAGCAUCCACUCCCCGAAAACUCUUCAUAAACAGCGCUGAGAAGAUGGAUUAUGAGUCGACCAUCCAUCAUUCCUGCUUCCUGCUGCCUGGAAGUGAUCUUUUCCACCCACCCAACGCCUCCUCCCUACCCCUCCCACCUGCUCCUCCUCCCCAGCCCCAACACUUCUGCUUAAUGCUAUGA